CAGAGGUCAGACAGUUCAGCGCGUAGGCCAUGGUGCAGCUUCGGCCGCGCGCGUCUCGCGCCCCAGUGUCCGCGGAGGCGAUGGUGGACGAGGGCCAGCCGGCCUCGGAGGAGGAGGCGGAGCACGGGCUGUUGCUCGGGCAGCCCAGCAGCGGCGCGGCCGCCGAGCCGCUAGAGGAAGACGAGGAGGGAGACGAGGAGUUUGACGACGAGGCCCCGGAGGAGCUGACUUUCGCCAGCGCCCAGGCGGAAGCGAGAGAAGAGGAGCGGCGAGUGCGGGAGACCGUGCGCAGGGAUAAAACGCUCCUGAAGGAGAAGAGGAAGCGACGCGAGGAGCUGUUCAUCGAACAAAAGAAAAGAAAACUCCUUCCAGACACUGUUUUAGAGAAGUUAACCACAGCUUCCCAGACUAACAUAAAGAAAUCGCCAGGAAAGGUAAAAGAAGUUAAUUUGCAAAAGAAAAAUGAAGACUGUGAAAAAGGAAAUGACUCCAAGAAAGUUAAAGUACAGAAAGUACAGUCUGUCAGCCAGAAUAAAAGCUACCUGGCUGUCAGGCUGAAAGACCAAGAUCUGAGAGAGGCAAGACAACAAGCAGCGCAAGCCUUCAUCCAUAAUUCUUUAUAUGGGCCAGGAACUAACAGGACUACAGUAAAUAAGUUCCUGUCUCUUGCUAACAAGAGGUUACCAGUAAAAAGGGCUGCUGUCCAGUUUUUGAAUAAUGCUUGGGGAAUCCAGAAAAAACAAAAUGCCAAGAGGUUUAAAAGACGGUGGAUGGUCAGAAAGAUGAAAACUAAGAAGUAAAUCAAAGCUAAAUGAAGAAUCUUGUUCUUGCCACAGUCUCUCCUUAGCUGUUCACUCAUUGCUUGCAGCUCUCGUCCAAAGUGGAUCAUUCUUUCUAUGGCGGCCUGACUUCCUCCACACAACUGACGUCUCAACUGACUCGAAUCAACUUCUGUAAGAAAAACAGACAAGUAUUCUACCACCUUAUGGAAUGUAGUAUAAUGAAGACAUGAACACAUAUUUCUUAUAACAUUUUGUACAUUUAGUAACUAUUCCCUAGUAUUUCAUCUAAACGCGCAGAUUAUUAAAAAUUCAUUUUCAAUUUAAUAUGAAACUGCAGCUAAAAAAUAUGCUUUAUUUAGCACUCAAGAGUCUAGGAUCCAGUAUUUAGCAUGAAGUUGAGAGAGGACAACCUUUCAGUGUUAGAGUAUACUUAUGUCAGAAAAAAUUUUAGAAAAAGUGUAAUUCCCUAAAACUGUAUUAAGCAACAUUAAAAAAAAAAAAGUUAAUAAUGCCUCUCAGGCUGCCUUAACUGACAUAAUAGAGGUAAAAAAUGUUCCUGAAAGCUAACAGAAGCGAAAUGACUAUGAUAAAAAUACAGAAGACAGCAUAUUAUACUAAUAGAAAAAAUUAAAUGCAUUGCUUUUAGAAAAAUACCACUUUGAGAAAAUAGUUUUAUAUAUCUUGAUUGACAACCAAAUAAUUUAACUGUAUAAAUUGCUAAUAAUAUAUAAAUCAUGAAUAAUGAAGCAGGUAAUGGUGAUGAUGAUGGUAUUUCCCAAGCAGUUUGUGCUAUUAGCUUUUCAGAUUAUUCAUUUUCUUUGCACAAUAACUUAGGAAGUUGUUAUUAUUAUAUCCAUUUUACAGAUGAAGAAACAUACACAGAGUAGUUAAGUAAUUUUUCCAAGGUCACAAAGCUAGUAAUGGCAGUAGCAGAAAUCAACUCUAGGUAAUCUGGCUCUAGAACUCCUGCUCUUUAUCACUAUACUUAAACUACCCUUUGGAAACUGAGAUGGCUGAUACUGAAGAGUAAAACAAAGCUGCAUUUCUUUUUUAAAAAUAAUUUUAUUAAUACCGCUCCAUCUCAAAAUAAUAAGAAAUCUAAUGCUGCCGUGGAAUUCCAACAAAUAAAUAAUCUGUAAUUUUCAUUCUCCAUUUGAUGGGAUAGUUUGCUAAUGGGACAAUUUACAAUACAAGUUGUCUACAAAAUAAAAUUAUGCACGCUAA
This is a messenger RNA of Sapajus apella (tufted capuchin), 2006 nucleotides long. RefSeq names its product nucleolar protein 7 (gene NOL7). Gene Ontology annotation, molecular function: RNA binding. The transcript has 9 exons. The coding region runs from base 30 to 800 and encodes 256 amino acids. The record is from RefSeq and is a predicted model, not a curated record. Gene Ontology annotation, cellular component: nucleus. NCBI's taxonomy places the organism in Eukaryota, Metazoa, Chordata, Mammalia, Primates, Cebidae.